AUGACGGACGUCGAAGAGAUUAUAGACUAUAUAAAAUCAUUAAAGAAAGGAUUUGAUAAAGAAUUAUUUCAAAGUAAGAUUGAUGAGUUGGGUUCAAUUGUAGAUAAUACUGGUUUGAAAUACGAUGACUUCCACACUUUGUUUAAAGUCUGGCUAAAUUUAAACAUACCAAUCACGAAAUGGGUAAGUUUUGGAACCUGCUUGGUGCCCCAAGAAAAAGUAAAUCAAAAGACAGUAGAAUAUUCAUUAAGAUGGAUAUUAGCGAAUUACGAAAACCAGAACAACUUCUCUAGAAUCGGCUUUCUUCUCGAUUGGCUGACUGCUGCUAUGGACAGUGAUUCUAUUGAUAUGAACACCUUGGACAUGGGAUAUGAGUUGUUCUACAUUAUGUUAACAUUUGAAAUGCUAACUGGACAUGCUAUGAAGCUUGUGUAUACAUUGACUAAACCAUCCGAUGUGACAAGAGGAAGAGUUCUGGAGUUGAUUGAAUAUGCUAAGAAAAGGGAAGCUAAGAAGAAUAUGUAUCGACAAAUUCAAGUGCUCCUGGGUCUAUUUAAGUCAUUCAAACCUGAAUGUGUUCCCGAGGAUGUGCCGUGUGUUUCAAUAUAUACAGCAUUCAGGAAGAUCAAUGUGGUAUUAAUGACGAGAUUUAAGAAUAGUCAGAGCAAAAGGCAUAGCACAAGUGAAGAAACAUUCAGACUAUUCUGGGUUAAUCCUUUAAAUGAAAUUUCUAGAAACAAAAAAGCUAACCUGCUGAUACCAAAUAUGGAGUUUGCUAAUAUUGGAUCGAAACAGUACAAAAAUGAUGGACAGAAGAACUACUUGGAUUUCUCUGAUCCGGUGUCCCUACUCCAGUACAGUAGUCAACACGUGUUAUCUCGCCCGGCGCGGCUGCGAGCCUUGUUGUGUAACCCGGCGGGACUCGCGCUCCUCGCCACACAUAAACACGACCACGCCUUCCUCUCACAUGAUCUGCAACAUCUUCUGGAUGGAUGUUUUCUAGAACAAUCUCCUCACAGUUACAUUGAAAAGCAAGAUUUGUUACAUCGGUUAGCCCUCUUCCAGUCAACUGUAAUGCAAGGCAUUCCUGUAGUUACAAGAUUUUUGGCGCAAUACUUACCAUUUUGGAAUGAAAAAGACUAUUUUGCUGAAAUAAUGGAACUGAUACAAUGGGUGAAUGUGGAAAGCUUUGAAGAUAUAAGCAUCAUAUUAGAUGCACUGUCUAAAAUAUAUCAGCGUGCUCAGCCAUUGGAACAAUGUGCUAUUAAUAACAGCUUGAAUAAUAUGUUCUGUAACCUUGUCUUCUCAAGUACAAAGUCUACUCAUCAUUUCCUUGAUAUGCAUCCAAGUGAAGAAGUGUACACAGAGACAAUAUACAUGGUGGCAUCGAAGAUUAAUGAUAUGUGCAAUAAGGGUCUACAAGUGGCCCCAGGUGAUCUAAGAGUCUUAUCUAGCUCUGUUCGAGGCUGUGAAAGACGAACUCGUGCUGUGGCGAGUAUUUCUGGUGAUUGUUCUAUUACCUGUCCGCCACCAUCCCUACUAGGCCUCUCUCUACCGCUACUUGACAACUCUGCGGCAGUUCUAGAUAAUGUGGCUGCGAUUAUUAUGAUGUACAAGAAGAUCUUCUCGAGCAUGAAAUCCCGAGCCGGUCAUAUAUCCCCGCGUUACAAAGAGCACAUGCAUCUAUUGAAACUGUACACAGCUGACUUCGUGAGCUGUUUCUACGAGGAGUUCCUCAGUAAUCGCAAUAAAGGAAUAAUGUUCAGUCGACUUCACCCGCAGUUGGUGAACAAGUUGAUAGACAGGCUGCCCGGCGUUGAGGCGCAGUUGAGUGUACGGAACCAUUUGGCGUUAGCGCCCUACACGUACAUGCAAUUAGAGGCCAUAGACCACACGGAGGCGGAUAAUAGACUAUGGUUCGAUACAGUCGUGGCCCAGGAGUUCGGCAACUUGAGCCAGUUCAUCAUGAAGGCGAUGCCGGAGAUGCGUUGA
Danaus chrysippus (African queen) is the source of this 1992-nucleotide messenger RNA. The record is from the annotation of a GenBank genome assembly. Lineage: Eukaryota; Metazoa; Arthropoda; Insecta; Lepidoptera; Nymphalidae.